CGAGGGAAGGGUUGAAGGUAUAGUAAGAGACUCUGAUAGUUGAAGAAGCAUCUGAGGUUUUGAACAGUGUUCCGUGACUUCUCCAGGUGAUACAGCCACAAAGCGUUUCAAGACCUUGGACAGCACCGGUACCCGAGCAGAGCAGCGGAUAAUUUUGGCAAAUGUAUAAAGCGAUGUUACAAAGGAACGGCUCCCAGCUCCUUUUUCUAAUAGCCCUGUGCAGUGUGCUAUAUUCCCGGACUCAGUGUUUGCCAUAUGCAUCUAUGAGACCGACGAGACACGCAGACGGUCUCUUUACUAGUGGAUACAGCAAACUUCUUGGACAGCUAUCCGCGCGGCGGUAUCUGGAAUCCUUGAUCGGAAAGCGAGUCAGUGAUGACAUGAUGGAAGACCAGGUACCAGUGAAGCGCCACUCAGAUGCCAUAUUCACAGACAACUACAGUCGCUUCCGCAAACAGAUGGCUGUGAAGAAAUAUCUGAACUCGGUUCUGACAGGAAAGAGAAGUCAAGAAGACCCUCCCAUGCAAGAAGAAUCCAGAAGUGAGCCCUCGUUUCAAGAGAGCUAUGAUGACGUCAACGUAGAUCACCUUCUCAAUAACUUCCAAUUGCCACUCUGAAGAAGACCCACUGGUGUGACGACCUCAAUCGUCAACCUCAUCGAUCUACCAUUCAAAACAAUAUUUAAGUUCUUCAACAACGGGCUAAAAGUCAUGUGUGGUUAUCUCUACAGUAUAAAGUAAAUGUUUACAUUGUAUAUAAGAUAUACUAAAACCAAAAAUAUUGGUCUAAAGAUGUAGGCCACAGUAAAUAUUAUACAUGUCCACCUGGGAUUAGAUAGAUUUGCUUUGUCCAGGACUCUGUAAAUGGUAGUUCAAUAAAUGCAUUUUAAACAAGCUUUAUACUGCUAUAGAGUACCAUCAGCUUAAACAGAAGAGGACCACAUUUAGAGCGGCUAUGAUGCAUAUAAUCACUUUAUAUCCAUGUGGAACAACGCUAUACCUUGUGCAAAAACUUACCUAGAGCAUUUAGUUCUGUGAAACCGUCCACCAAAUAAAAGAUGUCCAUUUAUUUUUCAAAGCUGAGUAAUUUUGUAAGUAAAUAUUGAUGUUGAUUAUUUAUUUUCAUGUAAAAAACAAACUUGUUGGGAGAAAAGGUAUUGCUAAGUUACUUACAAAUUACGUCACAAACUUACAGUUGCACUCAACACGUGCUUUGAUGACCUGCUCAGCUGAAUGAAGAUGGGAAACAAAGACUAUUACAUUUGAUUUUAUGAAUAUCAACUUCAUAGCAUUUGAAAUGAAUUGAUCAGUUUCAUGCCAAUGUGACAAAUUAGCAUGUUAUUUGCUAUCAAAUCAGCACAACACAGAGAAGAACUUUAAAGCAAUUACCUUCUCAGUCUCAGUUACACAGUGGAAAUAUUCAAACUAGAUAAUGGCAGGGAUCUCAUUUAAAAAAGUAUURUUCACUUCAAAGACAUGAGACAAAGCGUAGAAUAGCAGAUAAAUAUUAACAUGAAUUUAUGUCAACGGACAUACUGUAGAUAAGUCAUAUACUGUAUUUGAAUCAUCGUAGUUAUGAGAGGACUGUGACAAAGAUGACUGAGAAAUUGUUUCCACAGAAUUAUUGGUACAUUUUCUGAACUAAUGUAACUUCGAAUAUAUUCAGUGAAUAAAAUGACGUAUACUUGUGCAA
Molecule: messenger RNA, 1692 nt
Organism: Salvelinus sp. IW2-2015
Lineage: Eukaryota; Metazoa; Chordata; Actinopteri; Salmoniformes; Salmonidae
Gene: vip
Product: vasoactive intestinal peptide
Biological process (GO): adenylate cyclase-activating G protein-coupled receptor signaling pathway; learning or memory; regulation of protein localization
Cellular component (GO): extracellular region; neuron projection
Molecular function (GO): neuropeptide hormone activity; peptide hormone receptor binding
Source: RefSeq, a predicted model, not a curated record